ACAAGUAAAACAUUACAAGACGAGAUGGAAUGGAGACGAUGUUGAAAGAAGAAAAAGAGAAGAAGGAAAGGAGGAAGUCCGAUGAAGUAUUUCACAAACCGUCCGUCGGUGGUGUUACACUCAGCUCACUUUUGUGUUCUGGAGAAGACGUGAACGCUUAAAGAGAAAACUAAGGAUGGCGGUUUGGGACAGAAAGGUUCUGUGGAGCUUCAUGUUCCUUCUGUCAGAUGUUGUGAGUGAUAGAGUGAACUAUCCAGGUCCAGUUUGUGCUGUGAAGGGAUCCACGGUCACCAUCCCCUGCACCUUCACACCUCUGAAGUCUGUCUCUGAGGGUGGAAGAGAGGUUUCAGUCGAGAUCGUCAGAGUCGUCUGGUGCCAGAACCAUCCAAUUUGUCAGGGCAGCACUCCGACCGUGUACGACAGCGAGUUACUAUACAACAACAUCAACAACCCUCGUUACAGAUACCUGGGAGACAAGAAGGGAGACUGUUCUUUACAGAUCACAGAUGUACAGGAGGAAGACGAUGAAACUCUUCGCUUCAGAAUGGAAGCUCAUACCAGUUCAGGACAUUUUACUGGCCAAGCAGGAGUGAAAGUCACCGUGACUGACGGAACUCAAAUGAAAAUAAAGAACGCCACAGACAGACCAGAAGCAGUCACACUGAACUGCACCUCAGGGUGCUCCUUCCACCAACUGGAGGUCACCUGGUUGAGAAAUGGCCACGCCCUCAAACACACUGGCCCCUCCCUCUAUCUCGGCACUCCGACUGCACAGGAUUCUGGGAACUACACCUGUGGUUUGAAGAACAACAACCGCACUCUCUCCAAGCCGUUUAGUCUGUAUGUGGAGGCUGAAGAGGAAGGAGGAGUUCCGAUGUCUCUGAUAGUCGGUGUGGUGUUUGGGGUCCUGCUGGCUCUCUGCACUCUCAUCCUGGUCCUCUUCAUCAUCAGAAGGAAGCGAGCAGCAGAAAAGAGUCAGUCAGCUGAGAGAACCGAGGACGGACAGGAGCCUGCUGACCUCUACAGUGACGUCCAGAUGGGAGGAGGUCAGAGACAGGAAGUCAGAGAGGACGAGGACACCGUCAGCUACGCCCCCAUCCAGUUCAAACAACGGAGCAAAGCCAGAGCGGAGAAGGAGGAGGAUGACUCCAUCAUCUACAGCUCGGUGGUUGGUCGAAGCUGAGGUCACAUGACCUUCAGGGUUCUGGAGGUGUGUUCCUACGAUGUCUUCUCUUCAUUCAUCACUGAGACAGUAUGAACAUGUUAUUACAACUUUAUAACUAUUCAUCUGACCAUUAAUAUGAUAUCACCAUUACUGCUUGUGGAUCUAAACUGGUUCCAACCAGCUGUUACUGGUUUUGAACUGUGACUUUGAGAAUGUGACUCUUCACUCACACAGUUCUCUGUCUACUGCCAGUACUACUGAUGCUACUGCCAGUACUACUGCCAGUACUACUGAUGCUACUGCCAGUACUACUGAUGCUACUGCCAGUACUACUGAUGCUACUGCCAGUACUACUGAUGCUACUGCCAGUACUACUGAUGCUACUGCCAGUAUACUGCCAGUACUACUGAUGCUACUGCCAGUAUACUGCCAGUACUACUGAUGCUACUGCCAGUACUACUGAUGCUACUGCCAGUACUACUGAUGCUACUGCCAGUACUACUGAUGCUACUGCCAGUACUACUGAUGCUACUGCCAGUACUACUGAUGCUACUGCUAGUACUACUGAUGCUACUGCUAGUACUCGUUAACUCUUUCACAAGAGAAACUUGAAUCCAACGUCCAGUUUCUGCAGCGGACUUCCUGGUCCGUCACGUGAUGUCAUGAGGCCCAAAGAGACUUUUAUUAUAGACUUAUAUUAAAAAAGAGACGUCUGUAACUCAGCAGAUAAUUUAGUUUGAGUUGAAUCAACUUCCUUUUAUCAAUUUUAAAGUUUUAUCAGCUAAAUCCAGAGCGUAAAAUAACCUGUUUAGUUUCCCAUGUUUUGGUUCAGAGCUCGCUCAGCAUCACAUCGGAGGACGAUAGUCGAUUCAGACUCCUUUACAGAAAUCAUAAACUUCCUUUCUUUCUGUUGUUUUUAACUCUUUCUCUGUGUUGUACUCAAUUGACUUUUUAUAUUUACAAAAUGUUUUGUUGUUUUGUAUGUUAAGUAGUAUUUUGCCUCGUUGUUUGUACUGAUUAUAAAUUCACUGAUUGCUUUGCAUAUUUCUUUACAUAAAUACUUUUUGUGUAAUUUAUAGUAAAUGUGUCUUAAAUGAAUAAAGAAUAAUUUGGUAAAAUGUGAAAUAAAGAA
This is a messenger RNA of Anoplopoma fimbria (sablefish), 2297 nucleotides long. RefSeq lists its product as uncharacterized. The record is from RefSeq and is a predicted model, not a curated record. The transcript has 7 exons. The coding region runs from base 176 to 1183 and encodes 335 amino acids. NCBI's taxonomy places the organism in Eukaryota, Metazoa, Chordata, Actinopteri, Perciformes, Anoplopomatidae.